AUGCCUUGUUCGCGCACAAUAACUAAGAGCGUGUUUAGCACCUCUGCUACGGCUCGCAGCUUCUUGCCUUCAUUCAAUCGUGAACAGACAUGGGAAGCUAGGACAACAACUAAAGUGUUACAAUUGUCAGCCAUGGCUGGAGAAGCAGGAAUGUCUACAGUUCCGCAAAUGAUUGGCAGUGUUUUGUGUUGCAAAUGCUGCAGUAUUUCAAUUGCGCCAAACACUGCCAAUAUGUGUGUCACGUGUUUGCAGUCAGAAGUUGACAUCACAGAAGGUCUACAGAAGCAUGUGAUCAUAAUCCAAUGCCCCGAGUGUGACAGGUACUUGCAGCCGCAGAGAACUUGGGUCAAAGCCCAAUUGGAAUCAAAGGCGCUGUUGAUAUUCUGUUUGAGGAGACUGAAGAAUUUGAAUCAAGUAGGAUUGGUGUCUGCGGAGUUGAUUCGGACCGAACCCCAUUCCAGGAUGAUCAAAGUCAGAUUGAAACUUCAGAAAGAGGUUCUUAAUGGAGCCAUACUUAAACAAUCGCAUGUGGUUGAGUAUGUUCUGCAAGAACAUAUGUGCGAAUCCUGUUUGAGCAUGCAGACCAAUCCUGACCUGUGGGUUGCAGCCGUGCAACUACGCCAGAAUGUUUCUCACUGGCAUACUUUUUUUUAUUUGGAGCAGGUGAUUCUGAAGCAAGGUGCCGCUGCCACCGCCAUAAGGAUUAAGCAGAUGGAUCAAGGGAUCGACUUCUUUUUCUCAAACCCAAGUCAUGGUGUGAAGUUUGUGGACUUCAUUCAUAAGGUUGCUCCAGUAAGGAGUCGGAAUGACACACAGCUUGUUUCCCAUGAUCCUAAGAGUAUUAACUAUUGUUUCAGGAACACUUUCUUGGUUGAAAUCUGCCCAAUAUGUCGUGAGGAUUUGAUUUGUUUGCCUCCAAGAGUCGCAGCUAGUUUGGGAAAUCUAGGUCCUCUUGUGAUUUGCACUAAAGUGACCAACAACCUUGUUUUGCUGGACCCGGUCACCUUAAGGAUUUGUUCCUUGAAUGCUGACCAGUAUUGGACGGUUCCAUUCGAGCCUCUACUCACUAGGAGGCAGCUAGUGGAGUAUAUAGUGUUAGAUGUGGAGACUGAUUCUUCUAAAGCUAAAGUUGGUGACUGCAUGCAUGCUUUAACUGAUGCACUAGUGGCCCGGGUAUCUGAUUAUGGGAAAAAUGAUACAACUUUUCAAAUAAGAACGCAUCUAGGCCAUCUUUUGAAGGCUGGGGAUUAUGCUCUUGGUUAUGACUUAUAUGAGGCUAACAGUAAGAAUGGUGAAGUAGAGAAGCACAAGGGUCUGGUCCUCCCAUACGCGAUUUUGAUAAAGAAGAGCUAUGAAGAGAAAAAGUGCGGGAAGCCCCGUUUCUGGAAACUUAAUGCCCUUGACAUGGAAGUUGAUUAUAAGGAUAUAGCUCAGCAAGAAAAGAUGAUUUCCGAGUACGAACAGUUCUUGAAGGAUCUGGAGGAGAACAUUGAUAUGAGUUUCAAAAUAUCAACGCACCUUAUCAGAGAAUACCGGCCAUCUAUGGCUAAUGGAGAUGAUUUACCAUCUGUUUCAGCGGAAGAUGUGUUUGGUUAUAUAAGCAGCAAUGAGGACGAUGAUAGUGAUAGAGCUUGAGUUAAGGAUUACAAGCAUUUCUUCUUACUGAUAUUUUCCUUUAUUUGAACUUAUUCUCUAUUAGUGGUCAAUGGGUUUAAUUGUUGGCUUC
Messenger RNA from Corylus avellana, 1726 nucleotides. NCBI's taxonomy places the organism in Eukaryota, Viridiplantae, Streptophyta, Magnoliopsida, Fagales, Betulaceae. The record is from RefSeq and is a predicted model, not a curated record.